Lipotes vexillifer (Yangtze River dolphin) is the source of this 3482-nucleotide messenger RNA. It is a transcript of the gene ITIH5, whose product is annotated as inter-alpha-trypsin inhibitor heavy chain 5. Gene Ontology annotation, molecular function: serine-type endopeptidase inhibitor activity. The transcript has 14 exons. Gene Ontology annotation, biological process: hyaluronan metabolic process. The record is from RefSeq and is a predicted model, not a curated record. Lineage: Eukaryota; Metazoa; Chordata; Mammalia; Artiodactyla; Lipotidae. Bases 52 to 2865 code for a protein of 937 amino acids.
CUGUACCCCGCGCGUCCCGCCGCAUUCCGGUGCCACCGCCCCGGCCCCGCCAUGCUCCCGCUGCUCGGGCUGUGCUUGGCCCUGCCGUUCUGCGCGGGGUCGCUGGAAGAGGUGCAGAGCUGGGGGGACACUUCGGAGCAAGUUGCACUCAGGGUCCCAAGGCAAGUCAGGCUGUUGCAAAGGCUGAAAACCAAACCCUUGAUGACAGAAUUCUCGGUGAAGUCCACCAUUAUUUCCCGUUAUGCCUUCACUACGGUUGCCUGCAGGAUGCUGAACAGAGCAUCUGAGGACCAGGAAAUCACGUUUCAGAUGCAGAUUCCAGCCGCAGCUUUCAUCACUAACUUCACUAUGCUUAUUGGAGACAAAGUGUAUCAGGGAGAAAUUACAGAGAAAGAAAAGAAAAAUGGUGAUAAGGUAAAAGAGAAAAGGAAUAAAACCACAGAAGACAGUGGGGAGAAGGGGACGGAGACCUUCAGAGCCUCCGUGGUGCUUCCCAGCAAGGACAAGGCUGCCUUCCUCCUGAGUUACGAGGAGCUCCUGCAGCGGCGGCUGGGAAAGUACGAGCACGUGGUCAGCGUACGGCCCCAGCAGCUGGUGGGGCGGCUGACGGUGGAGGUGACCAUUCUGGAGAGGUCGGGCAUCGCGGCGCUGGAGGUGCUGGGGCUCCAGAACAGCCGUCGCCAGGGCAGCGGGCGGGGGCAAGAUGAUUCUGGGCCACCUCCUUCUACUGUUAUCAACCAAAAUGAAACUUUUGCCAAAGUCGUUUUUAAACCUACUGUGGUCCAACAAGCCAAGAUUGCCCAGAAUGGCAUUUUGGGAGAUUUCAUCAUUAGAUAUGAUGUUAAUAGGGAACAGAGCAUUGGGGACAUCCAGGUUCUAAAUGGCUAUUUUGUGCACUACUUUGCCCCCAGAGACCUUCCUCCUUUACCCAAGAAUGUGGUGUUUGUGCUUGACAGCAGUGCCUCCAUGGUGGGAACCAAACUGCGGCAGACCAAAGAUGCCCUUUUCACGAUUCUGCAUGACCUCCGACCCCAGGACCGUUUCAAUAUCAUUGGAUUUUCCAACCGGGUCAAAGUGUGGAAGGACCAUUUGGUGUCAGUUACUCCCAACAAUAUCAGAGACGGCAAAGUCUACAUUCACCACAUGUCACCGACCGGAGGCACAGAUAUUAACGGGGCCCUGCAGAGGGGCAUCAGGCUUCUCAACGACUUCGUGGCGCACAACGACAUUGAGGACCGCAGCGUGUCCCUGGUCAUCUUCCUGACAGACGGGAAGCCCACCGCCGGGGAGACCCACACCCUGAAGAUCCUCAACAACACCAGGGAGGCCGCCCGGGGCCGGGUCUGCAUCUUCACUGUGGGCAUCGGGGCCGACGUGGACUUCAAGCUGCUGGAGAAGCUGUCCCUGGAGAACUGUGGGCUCACACGGCACGUCCACGAGGACCACGACGCCCGCGCCCAGCUCAUCGGGUUCUACGAUGAGAUCAGGACCCCGCUCCUCACGGACAUCCGCGUGGAUUAUCCACCCGGCUUGGUAGAGCAUGCCACCAGGACCCUGUUCCCCAGCUACUUCAAUGGCUCCGAGAUCAUCAUCGCGGGGAAGCUGGUGGACAGGGAGAUGGACUGCUUGCAUGUAGAGGUCACAGCCAGCAACAGUAAGAAGUUUGUCGUACUCAAGAAGGACGUGCCUGUGGAGCCCUGGAGGAUGGGGAACGACGUCCCGGGGAGCCCCAGGCCCAAGGGGGCUGUCCAGGAGGACCCAAACUACCUGGAGCGUCUCUGGAGCUACCUGACCCUGAAGGAGCUGCUGAGUUCCUGGCUGCAGAGUGAUGAGCAGCCCGAGAGGGAGCGGCUGAGGCAGGAGGUACAGGCUCUGGCUGUGAACCAUCGCUUCCUCACUCCGUUCACCUCCAUGACGCUCAGGUCAGCACCGCGGACAGAGACCCCGGAGGACACCUACGGCACGUCGGCAGCCACAGAGCCCGAAACGGUGAUGCAGAGCCUGAGGGGCGCCCACCUGCAGCCAGGACCUGCUCUCAAGAAACCAUACAACCCAAGGAUUAAAGUCUCCAAAACCUCAGCGGAUGGAGACCCCCAUUUUGUUGUGGAUUUCCCCUUGAGCAACCUCACGGUCUGUUUCAACAUCGAUGGACAGCCCGGGCACAUCCUGAGGCUGGUCUCUGAUCAUGCGGACUCUGGCGUGACGGUGAACGGAGAGUUGAUCGGGGCCCCCGCUCCCCCAAACGGCCACAAGAAACAGCGCACUUACUUCCGCACCAUCACCAUCCUCGUCAACAAGCCCGAGAGGUCCUACCUGGAGAUCACGCCCACCAGAGUCAUUGUGGAUGGUGGGGACAGGCUGGUCCUCCCCUGCAACCAGAGCGCGGCCGUGGGGAGCCAGGGGCUGGAGGUGUCGGUGUCCGCCAAUGCCAAGGUCACCAUCGCCAUCCAGGGCAACGUGGCCUUCGUCAUCCUCCUCCACCUCUACAAAAAGCCAGCCCCCUACCAGCGAAACCACCUGGGCUUCUACGUCGCCAACGGCCAAGGCCUUUCUGGCAACUGCCAUGGCCUGUUAGGUCAGUUCCUGAACCAGGAGGCCAGACUCACCGGGGUCGGCAAGAGCCCUGCCCAUCCUUCCAUCCCUGAGACAGGUGAGAGGUCUGAGGCCAUCCUCGAGGUAAAAGGGCACCAGGUCCCAGUGGUGUGGAAGCAGAGGAAAAUCUACAAUGGGGAAGAGCAGGUGGACUGCUGGUUUGCCCGGAACAACGCCGCCAACCUGAUUGACGGGGAGUAUAAAGACUACCUGGCGGCCCAUCCUUUUGACUCCGAGACCACCUUUGGCCCAGGCACAUCCCGGGGACUCUGACGCCAGCAGCCGUAAGGCAAGAGUGUGUGACAGGGAAACGUCUUCGGGGACCCCGUGGUGUGGUUCUUGUCGCUUGGCAGGUAGCCGCCACCCAGGACUCACCCCUGGUGGCGGGGAGGUCUAACCUCUGCUUGAGCAAAGGGUGGGGUCAGGACAUUGAAGCAAGAAUGGGAUUUCCUGCUCUUCCCCUCCCCCUCCCCCAUCUCCAGUAGAGAAAGGUGGUGGCACCAAAGGGACCAGUCACAGUUAAAAGCAAGUCUCUCUCUUAUACCACCUGGCUUGUCCAUCUCACAGCCUACCACAAGGUGACUCUGAUGAAGGAAGGUGGCCAUCAGGUCUGUUUUCUCUGUGGAAAUGGCCAGGCUUGGGCACUCUGCUUUUUGCCUUAUACUAAUGCAUAGGCAUCUCUCCUCCUAGCCCGCUGCGUUCUCCGGAUGUGCGGCCAACCUCUGCCUCAGGGGAACCUCUCCUUGGGCCCAGGCCAUGAGUCAUGAAAUAGCACGUAGAUUUGAUCACUGUAAACCAUUCGGUCUUUUCUUAGGAGAGGAUUUUCUUCUACUGUGAGGUCUUGCCCUUGAAAAUUUGUUUUCGUUUUUUAAAAAUUGACUCAAAAUAGA